AAAAAUCUAGAUCUUCAGACUAAGCUGGAUACAGAGGAGAGCAUUAGACAGCAUGUAGAGGAGAAGGUUGUCGGGUUUUUGGAUGCGCGCAGGCCGAAGCUCGUUGACAAUGUUACCAAGGUGAUGCCAUUAGCAGACGCCCUGAGGCCCAUGAUCCAACAACAGGAUUACUUUGAUAUCUGUGCUGCUGGGACCAGCGUGGAGAAGAUGAGGCUUCUGUUCACGGCCGUAGAUUCAGGCGGGGAAAAGGUGAAAUCAGCCUUUUACAAGAGUCUGAUGAGAGAAGAACCUGAUUUAGUCCUAGACAUACUGAAAGCAGAACCUGAUCGAGUCAUAAACCUACUGGGUGAAGAACUGGGUAUAUCUCCAAAAACAAAUGUUGUUGAUGAUGAUCCACCUGAUGAGUCUGGGAGUAACAGAGUUGAAAUGAUGGAGAUGCAACCUUUACUGGGUCCUGGAUCAGAGACGGAGAGAGGAGGAAGACAGGCUGUUGAUGCUCUAGAAGACCAGGAGAGAGAGGAGGGAAGACAGGCUAUUGAUGCUCUAGAAGAUCAGGAGAGAGAGGAGGGAAGACAGGCUGUUGACGCUCUAGAAGAUCAGGAGAGAGGAGGAAGACAGGCUGUUUAUGCUCUAGAAGACCAGGAGAGAGAGGAGGGAAGACAGGCUGUUGAUGCUCUAGAAGACCAGGAGAGAGAGGAGGGAAGACAGGCUAUUGAUGCUCUAGAAGAUCAGGAGAGAGAGGAGGGAAGACAGGCUGUUGACGCUCUAGAAGAUCAGGAGAGAGGAGGAAGACAGGCUGUUUAUGCUCUAGAAGACCAGGAGAGAGAGGAGGGAAGACAGGAUGUUGAUGCUCUAGAAGAUCAGGAGAGAGAGGAGGAAGACAGGCUGUUGAUGCUCUAGAAGAUCAGGAGAGAGAGGAGGGAAGACAGGCUGUUGAUGCCACCUAAGACAGUACUGGGUUGGUUAGGACGUUCUGGUUAAUUAAAGUUUAUUUUGAAAAGAGAAGAGUGAGAGAGCGAGAGACACGACUCUCCCUCUCUCAAUGGAGUUUUUUAAAUUAUUAUUUUAAAGGAGAUGGGAAUUCCAACCACCUUAAUCAUCCUUAUUUACAUUUGGACGGUACAGCGGGUAGAGAUGGAGACAGAUAGUUGGGGCAUAGACAGAGGGUGGUUUGAGAUGGGACUCAAACCUCUCAUCGCCAUGAAGUCUAGAGAUUAGACUGUUACACCAGACUGCAGCACAUUGUGGAUGGGUUUAAAGACCAACUCAUGUUACAGCCUGCUGGAAAACAUAUGAUCAGGCACUGACCUAAAGUAUAAUUUAAUCAGCAAUAAGGCCUGAGGUGGUGUGGUAUAUAGGCAGUACAGCCUGGAUACAGCCCUUAAUACAGCCUGAAUACAGCCCUUAGUAGAGCCCUUAGUACAG
Oncorhynchus tshawytscha (Chinook salmon) is the source of this 1425-nucleotide messenger RNA. RefSeq names its product cilia- and flagella-associated protein 251-like. The record is from RefSeq and is a predicted model, not a curated record. NCBI's taxonomy places the organism in Eukaryota, Metazoa, Chordata, Actinopteri, Salmoniformes, Salmonidae. Bases 124 to 900 code for a protein of 258 amino acids. The transcript is spliced from 5 exons. Gene Ontology annotation, biological process: regulation of apoptotic process.